AUGCGCAGCUAUCUCCCAUGGCUCCCCCUCCUCUGGACAGCCCUCGCCCAAGGCAGUGCCCCUCCAGAUCACAAUGGCAGUGACAAUGACAUCCUCCAAUUCGUCGACCCCCUCAUCGGCUCCACAGAUGGAGGCAACGUCUUCGCCGGCGCCAGUCUCCCCUACGGCAUGGCCAAAGCCGUCGCUGACGUCGACGGCCAAAACACCGGCGGAUUUUCCACAGACGGCAGCAAAGUAACCGGCUUUUCUGCAUUGCACGACUCAGGCACAGGUGGAAACCCUUCCCUAGGGAACUUUCCCCUCUUCCCGCAGUUCUGUCCCGAUGAUCGGCUCGACCACUGUCAAUUUCCUAAGGCCAACCGCGCUGUCCACUAUAAGAAUGACUCGGUUGUCGCCCGCCCGGGGUACUUCGCUCUCGGCCUCGACAGCGGUAUCAGCGCUGAGAUGACGAGCACUGCCCACGCGGCGCUCUUCCGCUUUCACUUCCCUCCGACGAAAGACAGCGCAAGUCCCAUGAUCCUCCUAGACCUCACAAACCUCUGGGACAGUCGCCAAAACGCCUCGAUCGACAUCGACGCAGAGACAGGCAGCAUCCGUGCCAACGGCACGUUCCUCCCCAGUUUCGGCGCCGGAACAUACAAGUCCUACGUAUGCGUCGACUUCGCGGGCGCGUCUAUCCACGAUACCGGCAUCUGGGUCAAUGACGGCGCGGACACCGAGCCCAAGCGCUUGCCCUUCGUCCCCCGCGGCUUCAACAACUUCUACCUCCAGGCAGGCGGGUUCGUGCGCUUCAAACAACCCCCCACGGGGACAGUCACUGCGCGAGUGGGUGUCAGCUAUAUCAGCACGGAGCGCGCGUGCGACAACGCCCGCCGCGAGAUUCCCAACCCACUAACCGACUUCGACGCUGUGCGCCGCCGCGCCGAAAACGCCUGGCGGCACAAGUUGAGCCCUGUCUCAGUCGUUCCCGGGCGUGCCAGUCGCGAGUUACAGACGGUGUUCUGGAGCGGUCUCUACCGCACAAUGCUCGAUCCCCAAGACCUAACAGGCGAAAACCCGCUAUGGAACAGCAACGAGCCGUACUUCGACUCCUUCUACUGCAUCUGGGACUCGUUCCGCGCGCAACACCCACUACUCACCAUCGUUGAUCCCGAGGCGCAGUCGCGCAUGGUCCGCAGCUUGCUCGACACAUACCGCCACGAAGGCUGGCUCCCCGACUGCCGCAUGAGUCUCUGUAAGGGCUGGACGCAGGGCGGGUCAAACGCGGAUGUUGUCCUAGCAGACGCCUUCGUCAAGAACCUCACGGGCAUCGACUGGAAGUUAGCAUACGAGGCGCUCGUCAACGAUGCGGAGAACGAGCCUCUCGAAUGGUCUACCCACGGUCGAGGCGGGCUGUCGAGCUGGAAAUCCCUCCACUACAUCCCCUACAAGGACUUCGACCCCGUGGGGUUUGGGACGAACUCGCGUAGUAUAUCUCGGACUGUCGAGUACGCUUAUAAUGAUUUUUGCGUCGCGACUGUGGCGAGGGGUCUGGGCCAUCACGCCGACGCGGAUAAGUACCUCCAGCGCUCAGGCAACUGGAUUAAUCUGUUCAGGGCCGACCAGACGAGUAACAUCAAUGGCUCUGAUCCGGGGUUUACUGGUUUUUUUCAACCGCGCUAUAGGAAUGGGACGUGGGGGUAUCAGGAUCCAAUUGCGUGCAGUGCGCUGGCGUCGUGGUGCUCGUUGACGAGCAAUCCUUCUGAGACGUUCGAGUCCAGCGUGUGGGAAUAUCAAUUCUACGUCCCCCACUCAAUGCGCACCCUCAUCCAAACCCUCGGCGGCGACACCCCCUUCACCUCCCGCCUCGACUUCUUCCACGAAUCCGGCCUCGCAGACCUCGGCAACGAGCCCGUCUUCCUAACAGUCUUCCAAUACCACUACGCGGGGCGACCGGAUCUCUCAGCGGCGCGCGUGCGCUCUUACAUUCCCUCCCGGUUUAAUGCCUCGCAUGGCGGGCUGCCGGGGAAUGAUGAUUCCGGGGCGAUGGGUGCUUUCGCGUUCUUUUCGCUGGUGGGACUAUUUCCGUCGGCUGGGCAGAGUGUUUAUCUGAUUACGCCGCCUUUCUUUGAGGAGGGUUGUGGGGGGGUCUUCUUUUUCGUCGUCUUCUUCUUCUUCUUCCCCGUCUUCUUCUUCUUCUUCUUCCCCGUCUUCAUCUUGGUCGUCUUCGUCUUCGUCGUCUUCGUCGAAUUCCUCGUCUUCCUCGUCGUCCUCUUCUUCUUCGUCGUCUUCUUCGUCCUCUUCUUCGUCCUUUUCUUCGUCCUCUUCUUCGUCCUCUUCUUCAUCUUCAUCUUCAUCUUCGUCUUUCAAAGGAGAAGAAAAACCGGCCAAGCCAGUUUUCAUCCAAAGCGCAGCCCUCAACGGCCACCCAUACAAGAAAAGCUGGAUCAGUCAUGA
Messenger RNA from Aspergillus candidus, 2436 nucleotides. Its product is annotated as GH92 family glycosyl hydrolase. Gene Ontology annotation, cellular component: nucleus; cytosol. Gene Ontology annotation, molecular function: peptide-N4-(N-acetyl-beta-glucosaminyl)asparagine amidase activity; carbohydrate binding. Bases 1 to 2436 code for a protein of 811 amino acids. NCBI's taxonomy places the organism in Eukaryota, Fungi, Ascomycota, Eurotiomycetes, Eurotiales, Aspergillaceae. Gene Ontology annotation, biological process: protein quality control for misfolded or incompletely synthesized proteins; protein deglycosylation; glycoprotein catabolic process. The record is from RefSeq and is a predicted model, not a curated record. The transcript is spliced from 3 exons.